GACGCGACGCCGGGUUUGCCUCGCCGCCCCCUGCUAUAAAGCGCCGGACGGCCCCGGCUUCUACUAACUUUUGCUUCGCCGUCGACGUGAACCCUCGUAGCUUGCUUGCUUGCUUGCCGCUUUGCUUCGGAGUGUAGCUUGUCAGCUGGUGGUGGUGGUGGUGUGAUGGAGCUGCAGGGGCUGGGGAGGUACUGGGGCGUGGGCGGGAGGAGGUGCGGGGCGUGCGCUGGGUCGCCGGCCGCGGUGCACUGCCGGACGUGCGAUGGCCGCAGAGGCGGAGGGGACGGGGCGUACCUGUGUGCGGGGUGCGACGCCGGGCACGCGCGGGCGGGGCACGAGAGGGUGUGGGUCUGCGAGGUGUGCGAGCUCGCACCGGCCGCGGUCACCUGCAAGGCCGACGCCGCCGCGCUCUGCGCUGCGUGCGACGCGGACAUCCACCACGCCAACCCGCUGGCGCGCCGUCACGAGCGCGUCCCCGUGCUGCCCAUCGGGUCCUCGUCGCCUGAGGGGCAGGAGCAGGACGCGUUCGUGAUGUCGUUCGGCGGCUCGGUGGACGGGGAGAAGCAGGACGCCGUGGUGAACCUGAACGACGCUCUGGAGGCCGGCCCCGACGGGAAGGAGAACGUGAAGCUGGACUUCCUGUUCGCGGACAUGAUGGACCCUUUCUUCGGCUCCGAGCUCCCGCGCUUCCCGCACGCUGACAGCGUUGUCCCCAGCGGUGGCGCGGUGGAACUGGACUUCGGUGGCGUUGCCGCCGCCGCAGCCGUCGUUUCCAACCCGUCCUACAGCUCCUACACGGCGGCGUCGAUCGGUGGAAGCGGCUCCUCGUCGGAGGUCGGCUUGGUGCCGGACGCGAUCUGUGGCCGAGGCGGCGGCAUCAUCGAGCUGGACUUCGCACAGUCCAAGGCCGCGUAUCUGCCGUACACCCCCACGCCUAGCCACAGUACUGUCUCCUCGGUGGAUGUUGGGCCUGUGCCGGAGCGGAGCGAAAGCGCCGUCGCGGCGGCGACGCCGGCGAUGGGGGAGGGGAGGGAGGCGCGUUUGAUGCGGUACCGCGAGAAGCGCAAGAACCGGCGGUUUGAGAAGACCAUCCGGUACGCGUCCCGGAAGGCCUACGCCGAGAGCCGGCCGCGCGUCAAGGGCCGCUUCGCCAAGCGCGCCGACGACGCCGACGCCGACGCCGUCGCAGCGGCCACGAUCACCGCGCCGCGUCCCUGCGUGCUCGACUUCAGCGGCUACGGCGUGGUGCCCACCUUCUGAGGCGGCGCCUAACUUCGUGUCCUGCUUCCUCCGGCGAACGUGCCGGCUGCGUGCCUAAUUAACCCGGCGCGGCAUGGCCGGCACGAGCGCGCCGACGUGCAUGCGUCGUGUUCCCUCUUGUAUAAUUGCAUGUAAUGUUUUUCGAGCUGGCUGAUCGCUGGCUGGAGUGGAGUAUACUGCUCGACAUGCAUGCGCGCACGCAUGUUUCGCUAGAACUAGAAUAGAAUAAUGCAGAUAGUUCUAGCUGACUAGUCUACCUGUACCCUUUUCUGGGCUAGCUUGAUGGGAAAUUAUGCUAGGGCGACGUAACGUCUUUGCUGGAA
Messenger RNA from Hordeum vulgare subsp. vulgare (domesticated barley), 1583 nucleotides. Its product is annotated as zinc finger protein CONSTANS-LIKE 5-like. NCBI's taxonomy places the organism in Eukaryota, Viridiplantae, Streptophyta, Magnoliopsida, Poales, Poaceae. The record is from RefSeq and is a predicted model, not a curated record. Gene Ontology annotation, molecular function: zinc ion binding; protein binding. The transcript is spliced from 3 exons. Gene Ontology annotation, cellular component: nucleus. The coding region runs from base 166 to 1260 and encodes 364 amino acids. Gene Ontology annotation, biological process: regulation of photoperiodism, flowering; regulation of flower development.